Oncorhynchus tshawytscha (Chinook salmon) is the source of this 1021-nucleotide messenger RNA. RefSeq lists its product as uncharacterized. Gene Ontology annotation, molecular function: A2-type glycerophospholipase activity; glycerophospholipid phospholipase A1 activity. Lineage: Eukaryota; Metazoa; Chordata; Actinopteri; Salmoniformes; Salmonidae. Gene Ontology annotation, cellular component: cytoplasm. Gene Ontology annotation, biological process: N-acylphosphatidylethanolamine metabolic process. The record is from RefSeq and is a predicted model, not a curated record. Bases 126 to 773 code for a protein of 215 amino acids. The transcript has 6 exons.
GUAUUUAAAAGGUCACAUCUCCCAGCUUCAAUAGGCUCUGACCAUCACAGGAAAGACCCAUCACUCUCACCUCUCAACUCAACGUCCACUUGUCUUUCUCUCCGGAGCAUUUCCCCUGGACUGCCAUGAUGAUGAGAAUGAAGCUGACCUUCCUUUUGGCCAUCUUACUUUUUCAACUGACCAUCUCAGUUAAAGGAGGCGGAUCUGCUUCUAAGCCAGAUCAACAGGCUCAACAGGCAGAUAAACAGUAUACAUUUGGGGAUAUCAUCAGAUUUAAUCGGAAGAAGGCUGGCAUACCAUAUAACCACUAUGCUAUUUAUGUGGGCAACCAUGAUAUCACAGGUAAAAAACCUGAUCAGGAUAUUUUUCACUUCUCAGGUGAAAUUGUUGAUCCAAAAAAUGCAGAUUGUGUAUUUGACAGUCUGGCGCAUGUUACAAAAGAAAGCACUCCUGUGGUACAAACAGAAUGGGAUGGAAUAGACUUGCCUAGAAGAACAGACGCCGGCAUGAUUGAGAAAAUUAAACUCUUUCACGAGAAAUGUAAAGGACACUACAAUAUGCUUUCGGCUAAUUGUGAGCAUCUUGUGACAUUCAUUGUCUUUGAUAAACCAACCUGCGAACAGAAAGAUACCAAUAAGUUCGUCGAAUGUGUGGCUAAAAUAUGUGGCAAAGCUAACUCGCCCCUAUUCACAAAUAAGAGGGGGCAUGGCAGAAGAGGUCUUGGUCUCCUACAGGAUGAAACCCGUGCCAACCAGGGUGCACCAGCUGCUUGAGUUCUAAACCUCUCUUCCAUCGUCUCUGUAUGAAGUGAGGUCUAAACCUCUCAGAUGUUCUCUCUCUCUUCCAUCCUCUCUGUCCCUGUAUGAAGUGAGUUCUAAACCUCUCAGAUGUUCUCUCUCUCUUCCAUCCUCUCUGUCCCUGUAUGAAGUGAGGUCUAAACCUCUCAGAUGUUCUCUCUCUCUUCCAUCCUCUCUGUCUCUGUAUGAAGUGAGUUCUAAACCUCUCAGAUGUUCUCUCUCUC